Molecule: messenger RNA, 763 nt
Organism: Daktulosphaira vitifoliae (grape phylloxera)
Lineage: Eukaryota; Metazoa; Arthropoda; Insecta; Hemiptera; Phylloxeridae
Product: homeotic protein ultrabithorax-like
Exons: 1
Coding region: 29-748 (239 amino acids)
Biological process (GO): regulation of DNA-templated transcription
Molecular function (GO): DNA binding; DNA-binding transcription factor activity
Source: RefSeq, a predicted model, not a curated record
GUCGACAGAAGUAAAGUAGUAAAAAAAUAUGAAUUCAUAUUUUGAACAAAGCGGUUUCUACGGUGGACACCACCACCAUCAAUCGUCCGCUGGACAUCACCACGACCAGAAUACGGUGGCGGCUGCUUAUAGGUUUCCAAUUGGCUUGGGAAUGUCACCUUAUGCGUCUUCGCAGCAUCAUCACCACCACGGUCUUUCGCAGACAAGAGCUCCACAGGAUAGCCCUUACGACGCUUCCGUGGCCGCGGCCGCCUGUAAACUCUACGGGACCGGCAGCGGUGGUGGAGGUGGCGGCGGUGGCGGAGCAUCGGACCAGGCGGCCGCUUCGGCUGGACUCAACUAUACUAAAACUGAACCUUGUGUAAAAAGUGAUUCGUCGGCAACACAUCAAAAUGGAUAUUCAUCGUCGCCUAAAGACGUAGUGUGGCCGGGAAAUCCCGUGUCCGCAGCUAACGGUUCGUUGUUAAGACCAAACGUAUGUACCCCCGAAUCCCGUGUUGGAUACGGUUCUGGGAACAGCGUGAGUGGCCUGGAAGGUGGUGCAGGCACUAGUCCUAAUUCAGCUCGAAACUCAGUAGGAUCAUUGUCGGCUUCCUGGAACAGUUGCGCCGGUAUCAACAACAACGGCCACCAGCAACAGGCGCUUCAGCUCAAUCAACAACAGAAUAAUCACACGUUCUACCCUUGGAUGGCCAUUGCAGGUCAGUCAAUAGGUACAGACGAUUUUUUUAUGAUUUUAUUAUUUUAGUUUUUUUAACGUAGU